Messenger RNA from Stomoxys calcitrans (stable fly), 3774 nucleotides. RefSeq names its product daxx-like protein. Gene Ontology annotation, molecular function: histone binding. Bases 256 to 3309 code for a protein of 1017 amino acids. The transcript has 4 exons. The record is from RefSeq and is a predicted model, not a curated record. Lineage: Eukaryota; Metazoa; Arthropoda; Insecta; Diptera; Muscidae.
GAAUUGUCAACUCACACGUUUCUACGCUCAGUUCUCAAUUUUAAGUGGAAAAAAUGCAGAUAAUCGUCGUCGUCGUCGUUCAUCGUCGUAGUAGUAGUUUAUGAGAAAGAAGAGGUUGAAGUUGAAUGUGUGUAGAAAUAAAGUGCCGCCCGUCAACAAGAAAAAUUUAAGAAAUAUUCAAAAAACUCAUUCUGGUGGCUUAAAAAAGAUACGAAAACAGAAAUAAUCGUAACAACGCUAAAAUCAAUAAAUAUAAUGAGUUCAAUUAUUGUGCUGGAUUCGUCCGAUGAGGAUGAGAGUCCACCAAAGAAGCCACAUCUGAAAGCCUCUUCAGAUCUUUCCAGUCUGCCGCAUGGUUCGAUAAAAAAUCACACUACAAAACAAAGGAUACCAAGUGGUAUAACAGUAACACAACGACAAGCACCCACAGCAGUUCCGAUCUCUAUUGCCCCAGUCAAUGCUGCACAUCCGCCAAAGACACCUGCAUCAUUAGGAGGAACAAGGGUAAAUCAUGCCAUCACAAAUUUUAUUAAUGAUGAACGCCAGACACCUACACCACCAAAAAACCAUGGCGGAGGUCUGGCUGCACCCUUGCAAAGGAAGCGAAAGACUCCUACGCCUCCGCAAGCAAUGCCAAGGUUGGCACCAAAACCCUUUGCCAGCAUGAUGUCGUCACCUGCUGUGGCUGCCACUACUAUGUCCCCGCUACCGGCUAUAAUGCCCAUGAUUACAGGAGUUCAUUCCAUGGCCGCUGGCGCUACACCGCCAUUGCAGUUAAUGGCUACACCGCCACACAAUUUGGGAGCAUUCACUGGUCUUAAUGAACAGAUGCUCAUGAAUUCCCAUAUGUUUCACACAAAUCUGCCACCUAAUACCACCAUCACAGCCCACACUAAUCCCAAUCAAAAUAAUCUAAAUAAUAAUUUCAAAAUUCAUUUGCCACCUAAAACCGCAUCAACACCGUCGCCUGCCGCAUCUCCUGCUUCAUCGUCGGCGCCAAAAACGCCUUCCCCCCAGCUAAUGGCAUCUCAAGGCUCACGCACUGAGAAAUCUUCAAAGCGAGCAAAACUAACGACUGUCCUAAAGUCAUCCGACGAUGCCUGGGUACAACAACGUCAGAAACAUCAAUCAAAAAUCGACAAACAUCGCGAUGAUGUUAUAGAAUUGACCAUGGAAUCUCCAAAGUCGUCGUCGUCGCGGCAACAACAAACCCCGCUCACAUCACCUUCCACCCCAAAGUCUCAAAAAUCUCCGCCAAGCGAUAUUUUGGAUUUGACAGAUAGUCCAGAUAGGAAUGUCAUCAAUCUGACAGACACCCCACGCAGUAUUAAAGACGUUUCCCGCGACAAGCAAACCAAUGGUGGUGAUACACCGCCCAUAAAGAGCAGCGUAAACACCAAUGGCAAAGAUAUACGAUCGCCGGAAGCCAAUAAGGAUACUGAGGCAAAGCCCAAACUACCGUCCAAGCAACCCCUCGAACCCGAGUUCGCGGAGCUGAUAAAGGUGUGUCGCGAAGCCGAUAAAUCCGAUGACAUGGCAAAACUAAUCAAGAGUAAACUCGUCAAGUACUACUAUGAAGUUCAUGAAGAUUUUGUGAAAUCGAAGAGUUUUCGCAAAAGCAUACGAAAGGUUGUGGAGGCUAUUCGUGCUGAGCCAGACUUAGUUUACUAUAAUCUUAAGACUAUUGUAGAGGAACUGAAAAUACGGCGUAAAGCUAAAAUUGUAGAAGUUCCUACCCCAUUAACACCCACAAUAAAAACCGAGGAAAUUGCGCCUACCACCACCACAGCAACUGAUGACUCCAACUCAUCACCCACUGAGGUUGCAUCAACUUCAGCCUCCGCUGCAAAUCCGAAUGCUGCAACAUCUAGCGCCUCCACAGGCAAUAAAAAGCUGGAUGAGCAGAUUAAGAAGCUAAAUAAGGCAUUAUACGUUCUGACCAAACGUAUAGAAGUACUGGAGGAAACGGCUGUCGACUGGGAUGAUGAUGAUUCUAGUUUUCUUCAAGUGGAGCGCUUCAAGAAAAGGGCUUGCCAGAUUUACGAAAAAAUAUGCGACCUUACGGGAGAAAGUAAGAACGCACGACGUUUGGUGAAGAAGCCCAUUAAGUUCAAUGAAACCCGCAUACCACAAUUCAACAAAACAUUGCAGGCGUUUAUAAAUCGCACAAAGGAAUUCCCCGACUAUUUUGAUGUGCUUCGCAUGUUGGAGCACUGCAACCGAACCUAUAGUCUGGGCUUGGUCAAUUUCGAAAUGAGAAAUAUAGCGCAAGAUGCAUUCAUUAAAGUGGGCAAACUUUUACAAUCGAGGCGCAAGGCGGAAUUGUACGAAACUGUGACACACUAUGGGGGGAAUGUUAAAGAUCCGGCACAAAGUGAUCCCGUGUUAGCAGCUAAGCUAAGUGAAAAUCAAAAGAACCAUAAGAAAAUCAGUGAUAUUUUGGAAAAAUAUGCCCGAAGGCAAGACAUGCCGGAGGAGGAGGAAGAUGAGAAUAAGUCUGAAAAGAAAGAAAAAGAAGUUGUGAAGGAUACGUCCAUGACUGCCGACAUAGUAGUGAGUACAGCGGAAGGCCCCGUAGCAGCAGUUAUUGCGGGAGUAGUUGCGGAUGCCUGCGAAGAAACUGAAUCAGUAGUUGGAGCAAAGAAGGAUUUGGAGCAGGACACUUCUCCCAAAGAGGCCAGUUUAAUGGUGCCAGACGAAAGUGAAGAGGAAGACGACGAUGACGAGGAGGAGGACGAUGAUGAAUUAAAUCUCGAAGAGCAAGUGGAAACACUGGCCAACGGAGAAAUUUCAGACAAUGAAUCUGACACAGAAACCAGAGCGGAAAACAGCAAAGAUGCAAUAGCAGACAAAACGGAAUUAGGGGCAGAUGUUGUAUUGGCUUCAGAAAAAGUGUCUAUAGAUGACUGUCUAGAUGUUUCAGAAAUUCACGACGAGAUUUUUCAAACAGCCAACGAAAAAGACUUGCGGGAAAGUAAUAAGAGUUACGAUGCGAAAACAGUCAUCAACCCAGCUGUAAGGGAUUGCUUGAAUCCGCCCAAUGGAAAAAUCAAAGAAUCCAUUAAGGUCGUCGAUAUUUGCAACAACUCUACCAGCCCCUUGAAUGCCUUGGUAGACCCCCCUGCAACUACUACGACUACAACCACCACCGCCAUUGCAGAUCUAAAGAUAGUCCCUGUUUCUAGUCUAAACACUGAGAAUUCACUGAGAUCUCCCAAAAACAGCGAGUGUAACACUAAAAUAACUUCACAGUCGGCUGGUGUUGUCAAAUCUUUGGAGGAAAUUGUUAUAUCCGAUGAGGAAUCAUAGUGUCUACUUGAUUUAUCUAUGCCUAAGUUCUCUUAAUUAUUUAUUUAUUAUAUACAUAUAUAAAUAUCUUUAUAUAUACAUGUACAUUUAGAAUAAUUCUUGAUUUUUUUUUUGUUGUUUUUAUGUUUGUUUCCAAUUAAGAUGUGUUCCAAUUUUAAUUUACUUGUACUUUUAUUCUCUUUAGGUUUAGAUGUGGCUUUGUAAGCUGUACAUAUUCCUAUUAUCUAAUAAUUAGUGGCCCCUAUCUCCUAAACAACAUACAUUUUUUAACAAGAACGAGUUUUUCUCAAAAAUUGCGUUUCAAUGUAAAUACUACCCACUGCAAAUGAAGAAAUAUCUUUUAUAUAAAGUCAUACUUACAGUAAGCAGAAAAAACUAAGAAUAAGAAGAUCGGAUAUAUGAAUGAAUAUAAAUAAAAUUUAUAUUUUGUAACCAUUUCAUUAUCAUGGCAAUGAUGUGUAUGUA